This is a messenger RNA of Protobothrops mucrosquamatus (brown spotted pit viper), 1748 nucleotides long. It is a transcript of the gene GTF2H4, whose product is annotated as general transcription factor IIH subunit 4. Gene Ontology annotation, biological process: nucleotide-excision repair. NCBI's taxonomy places the organism in Eukaryota, Metazoa, Chordata, Lepidosauria, Squamata, Viperidae. The record is from RefSeq and is a predicted model, not a curated record. Gene Ontology annotation, cellular component: transcription factor TFIIH core complex; transcription factor TFIIH holo complex. The transcript has 13 exons. Gene Ontology annotation, molecular function: double-stranded DNA binding; ATPase activator activity.
AAAUGUCCCGGUGAUGAAGGGUAGCUGUCAUGACGGAGUCGGUGAUGAAACUCCAGAGAGUGCAGCUGAAAUGCAAGAACCUUCACGAAUACCUGCGAGGUCUCAGCCCUGGGAUUUUGGAUCGGCUGUAUAAUCAUCCUGCCACUUGUCUUGCUGUCCUUCGGGAACUGCCUGGGUUAGCCAAAAAUUAUGUCAUGCGGAUGCUUUUUCUGGAACAGCCUCUUCGCCAGGCAGCCGUGGCCCUGUGGGUGAAGAAGGAAUAUGUCAAGGAACAAGAGGAGAGCUCGGAUAUCCUGCUGGGACUGCGCCUUUGGCACACCCAGCUGCUUCCAGGGGGCCUCGAAGGGAUCGUCUUGAACCCCAUCUUCAAGGAAAAUCUACGCAUCGCUCUCUUGGGAGGAGGUAAAGCCUGGUCUGAUGAUACUAGCCAACUGGGCCCAGAUAAGCACGCCCGAGAUGUCCCAUCUUUGGAUAAGUAUGCAGAAGAAAGGUGGGAGGUCAUCCUGCAUUUCAUGGUAGGCUCUCCUAGUGCAGCGGUGAGUCAGGACCUGGCUCAGCUGCUGAUUGAAGCUGGCCUGAUGAAGAGUAGUGAGCCUGGGGAACCUCCCUGCAUCACAUCCUCUGGCUUCCAGUUCCUGUUGCUAGAUACUUCAUCGCAGCUGUGGUACUUCAUGCUCCAGUAUCUCCAGUCAGCAGAGACCAGGGGCAUGGACUUGGUGGAGAUUCUUUCCUUUCUCUUUCAGCUCAGCUUCUCCACACUUGGCAAGGAUUAUUCUGUGGAAGGAAUGAGUGAUUCUCUUCUGAAUUUCCUUCAGCAUCUCCGGGAAUUUGGCCUGGUGUUUCAAAGAAAGAGAAAAUCCAGGCGUUACUAUCCCACCCGCUUAGCUAUUAAUCUUUCCUCCGGCAUCUCAGGUACCACCGUGGAUACCCAUAAUCAAGGCUUCAUUGUGGUGGAGACAAACUACAGGAUCUAUGCAUACACAGAUUCAGAAUUACAGAUUGCACUAAUUGCCCUCUUCUCUGAGAUGUUGUAUCGCUUCCCUAACUUGGUGGUGGCUCAAGUCACCCGAGAGAGCACACAGCAGGCCAUUGCCAAUGGCAUCACGGCCGAUCAGAUCAUUCAUUUCCUACGGACAAGAGCUCAUGCUGUGAUGCUAAAACAGGUGAGGAAAUGACCACAGGAGAUAAAGGACCCAAUGGAUUACGACGUCAAAGAAAAAUGUCGCUCUUUGCGCUUUGGAGAAGGUGUCCUAUACAACCAGUUCUUAUCCCAGGUGGACUUUGAGCUGCUCCGUAACCAUGCCAAGGAACUUGGGGUCCUCGUUUUUGAGAACCCAGCCAAGCGUCUCAUGGUGGUGACUCCCGCCGGCCAUUCAGAUGUCAAACGCUUCUGGAAGCGUCAGAAACACAGUUCCUGAAGACAUGGCUUGCACUCCACGUUCUUCUGAAUAAGUUUGUUGGGAAGUGGACCAAACAAAAAGGCGGGAAUAUCUCUCCUCCCAUUACUUUGAAAUGGAUACAAGAUACAGAGAGAAGGAAAACAGGGAUGCCUGCCUUAUUAUCCCUUUGGCAGCCAAAAAGAGAUAGGGAACUUAACAAAAAGGAACAACAAGAAAAAAAAGUUCAUUGGUUCAGUUUAAGUGUCACCUUUCAUCAACUCUCUCUGGCAGGAGUGACACCCUAACUGGGAUAACACUGGCACGAAAUAGGGUAGAAGUCCAAUAAAAUGCUUUGGGAAAAUAGAAAAA